AUGUGUGGCAUCAUCGCCCUUUUAUUGGCUCAACAAAAUGCUCUUGCCGCUCCUGAAGCCAAUGAAGCUCUAUCUUUGCUUCAACAUCGUGGUCAAGAUGCGGCAGGUAUCGUUACUUGCGGUCCUGGAGGUAGAUUUUACCAAUGCAAGGCAAACGGAAUGGUGAGGGAUGUCUUCACUCCUGCCUCGCUCUCACGUCUUUUGGGUAAUAUGGCUCUCGGUCAUACACGUUAUCCAACCGCAGGAUCUUCAAAUCAUGCUGAAGCUCAACCAUUUUACGUCGGUUCUCCAUACGGUAUCGUAUUUGCACACAAUGGUAAUUUGACAAAUACGGACGAAUUACGUCACUUCCUUGACGAAGACGCUCAUCGUCAUAUUAACACAGACAGUGAUUCGGAAGUCUUGUUGAACAUUUUGGCAAACAACCUACAAAAGACAGGUAAAUUCCGUAUCAAUGAAGAAGAUAUCUUUACCGCCAUUCGGGAUUUGAUGAAACAAUGCAGUGGCGGAUAUGCUUGUGUUGCCAUGAUUGCUGGUUUUGGUAUUAUUGCUUUCCGUGAUCCGAAUGGUAUUCGUCCUUUGGGAAUGUGCUCUCGAAAGGCGGAAGGGGAAAACAAUAGUGCUCGUGCAGGUCUAGGACGUGACUAUUGUUUCACAUCCGAAUCUGUCGUUUGUGAUGCUCUCGGCUUCGAAGAUUUUGAAGACGUUCAACCUGGUGAAGCUGUCAUUAUCACAAAAACAGCCGUAUCACGUAGAGUCUUGGCACCCGGUCAAACAUUCGCACCUGAUAUCUUUGAGCACAUUUACGUAGCCAGAGAAGAUUCGGUAAUCGAUGGUAUUAGUGUUUACCAAGCAAGAAUGGCAAUGGGAGAUAAAUUGGCAGAAAACAUUCGCAAAGUGCUAGCAGAUCGCGGAGAAAAGGUUGAUGUCAUCAUGCCUGUACCGGAUUCGGCUCGUGUUGCUGCUCUUCAAGUUGCUCAAAGACUCAACUUGCCCUAUCGCGAAGGUUUCGUAAAGAAUCGAUACAUUGCAAGAACGUUUAUCAUGCCUGGUCAAGCUUUGAGACGCAAAAAUGUUCGUCGUAAAUUGAAUGCAAUGGCGAUCGAAUUUGCUGGAAAGUCGGUCAUGUUGGUAGAUGAUUCAAUCGUUCGUGGAACCACAUCACGAGAAAUCGUUCAAAUGGCUCGUGAUAAAGGAGCAACAAAAGUGAUCAUGGCAAGUUGCGCUCCACCAAUUCGUCAUCCAAAUGUGUAUGGUAUCAACAUGCCAACCCGACGUGAAUUGGUUGCGCAUGGAAGAACGGACGAAGAAAUUGCACGAGAAAUUCAAGCUGAUUUGGUGAUUUACCAAACAUUGCCUGACCUUGUUGAUUCAGUACACAGCCUGAACCCUUCCAUUAAACAGUUCGAAUGCAGUGUAUUUGAUGGAAAAUACGUCACAAAUGUAACGGAAGAUUAUUUGGCUCAUUUGGAAAGUUUACGUAGCGAGAAUGCAAAGUCAAAAACGGCUGCAACAAUCGUUAAUGUGAACAUGGAAACAGCAAAUGAUCCUUUGGUAAGCCGUCGUCCAAGUUCGGGUGCUCUUAACGGAGGUUCCGUCUUUGGCAUGGAAGCGGCAAAUGGCAACGGCCAUGCGCACAAGAACGGAAAUGCAUUUGAAGGUUGCAGCGGACCUCUAAACGGAGCUGAUGCUGCUGGUGCAGAUGGGGGAGAUGAUAUCAGCUUAUACAAUUCUUACACUCGCUAA
Meira miltonrushii is the source of this 1746-nucleotide messenger RNA. RefSeq names its product amidophosphoribosyltransferase. The coding region runs from base 1 to 1746 and encodes 581 amino acids. The transcript has a single exon. Gene Ontology annotation, molecular function: amidophosphoribosyltransferase activity. Gene Ontology annotation, biological process: purine nucleotide biosynthetic process; purine nucleobase biosynthetic process. The record is from RefSeq and is a predicted model, not a curated record. Gene Ontology annotation, cellular component: cytoplasm. NCBI's taxonomy places the organism in Eukaryota, Fungi, Basidiomycota, Exobasidiomycetes, Exobasidiales, Brachybasidiaceae.